This is a messenger RNA of Vicia villosa (hairy vetch), 1888 nucleotides long. RefSeq lists its product as uncharacterized. The coding region runs from base 76 to 1044 and encodes 322 amino acids. Gene Ontology annotation, cellular component: cytoplasm. NCBI's taxonomy places the organism in Eukaryota, Viridiplantae, Streptophyta, Magnoliopsida, Fabales, Fabaceae. The record is from RefSeq and is a predicted model, not a curated record. The transcript has 3 exons. Gene Ontology annotation, molecular function: mRNA binding.
GCGUCGUAUUAUUCACUAUUGUGUUUUUCGCGCUGCACUGAUCAACCUCACUCACUGCUUCCAUUUUCCAUUUCCAUGGCUUCCCUCAAAAACCUUCUCUCACGACGCCCUUUCCACCAACUCACAAACCCCAAAACCCGAACUUCUCUCAACUCCAAUUUCUCACUCAGACCCAUCUCAACCGCGCCCCAAACCCAACCCCCAAAUUCCCAAACCGAGCAAACCAAAAAACCCCUGAGCACUUUCUUCUCCGAAGUAAUGUCAGGAAAAACCACAACAAUAGAAGAAAACGGUGACGGCGACAUCGAAUUGAAGAAGAAACUGAAGCAGUUAACUGAAGAAGUUAGAAUCUUGAAGGAGAAAAAAACAAAAAAGGUUCCAAUUUUAACAAAAGAGGUUCCGAAGAAAAUUGAAAAAAAGAGCUUGUUUUCUGUGUUUACCAGUCAACCUCUUCCUGAGGGUGUAAUAAGUACAACAAAGGAGGUGGUAGAGAAGAAGCAGAAGCCGAGGGAGCCUUUUGUUGUUAAGGAGCUUUCAAUUGAUAUGGUGGUGUUUUUGAAGUUUUUGUACGAAAAUGGGUAUUUUAAAGAUGCUAAAUUUGCUAAUGUUCAUGAAAGAUUUGAUCUUGGUUGGUUUGAGAAUCCUUAUGCUCUGGGGUAUGCCAAGUUUGCAGCUCAGAAAUUUGCAAGUGAUAAUCAUGAAAUGGCCAAAUGGCUAUCAGGAAGUGCGUUAAAGCAAGUGGUAGUGUUUGGCUGCCCCUCCACCGGCAAGAGUUGUGUCUUCCCUGCAAAAAGACUGCGGAAAUUUUUCGAGGUUCCAGAAAAUACAGUUUGUGGUAAAUGCAUGCUGCGAGAAUCAUGCAAGUUUGCAAAUCAAAAUGUGUGGAAGUGUGAUGCCAAUAAAUUGGAUUUGGAGUUAGUUAUGAAGGUUGUUGUUUCAUAUGCUUUACACUUGGUGCAUCCUCAGCUGGUAGUGUCUGAUGAAGUGAACAAGUCAAUAAAUCAUUUACUGAAUGAGUUUGUGAAACUCAGUAAAAUCACCUGAAACUGCUUCUGGUUAACAAGAGAAUGACUUGUAUUGUUUGAACUGUUUCUCGAGCAUCGUUGGGAAACUGAGACAAUUGUCAUAUGAGGUGAGUUUCCAGACCUAGAAUUGUUUUUCCCUUGCAAACAAAUUUUGAAGAUUCUUUUUCUUGCUACACAAGUCUAAGUUUUUCAAGGAUGCUGAUCAACUCGAAAAGAAUGAAUUUGUCUGGAAGAUCUCUAUCUUAUGAAAUUCUGAUCUGAGUGACAAGGUUUUCUUUGGAUUAAUUGCUGUAAGAAAUCGACUCGGAUCAUCUUUACAUGCUGGGCGGUUUUCUGGCAGUUGAAGGCUGCUGAAAGGGGAUUUUAGUUCAAAUAAUGAUUCAUAGAAAACAUCAAUAUAAUCAUUCAGCUGCAGUGUGAAGUAUGAAUCUGACAAAAUCAUUCUGUUGCUGAGUAGUAUUUGUGAUGUUUCUCAUUAUUCAAUUAUUAUUAAUAAAUUGGUUCAUUUACAAUAAAACUUUUUUUUUCUUUCUGAAUUUGUGUAAUUCACCGAGACAGCAAGAUAUGUAAACAUGAAGAUAUUGAGAAACACGAUGCUGAGAAAUAUUCAAAACUUAUCAAAAAGCUAGGGUAUAUGCUCAUAAUAAACUAAUACAAACCAGCAUUGUCAGCGGAAGGCGAAAGAUCCAAAAAUAUAAAUGCACCAGUGCUGCUUAUUUAUGCCACUGCCAUGGUGGGCAUCCCUUCGAAAAACCACCUAAGGUAGUUGUAGAAAAAUCUAUCAUGUCAUUCUGCCAAGGAUAGAGGAGAAUUAACAGGAAUCCUGUGAGGGAGCUAAACCACCCCAAUCUGUGUGUAUGUCG